AACCUAAAGCAAUACGGGUUCAAAUACCUUGAAACCCGCUAUCUUCCCCUCUGCGACGACAAAACUCUCAGUUCAGCCACGACGGCUUUUCUCCUCUGCCGCCAUCACGCCGUCGCCACCGUUUAGAGUGAGUUAAAUCCCCAAGGUGCUGCUUGUCCAGAUAUUACUCGUAAUUAUAUUCGAGUAUAGAAACAAGAGGUCAAUUUUUUUUUAUCUUCUUUGCUAUGGGCUCUCCUGAAUGUAUAAGAAGUUCAACGAAACGGGACAAUGAGGAGGAUGUAGAGGUAAACAUUGAUAGUGUUAGGGAUGAUGAGGACUGGGAUUGUGAUGAUAAGAGAAAACAACGCUCAAGCAAAUCUAGGAAAGCAGGAAGUGGUGAGGAACUUGAUGGAUUGGAUAGCAGUGGAAGAAAAAGAAGUUCGUAUGACAGACAUGAAAGUCGAAAGAGAGUGGGUGGCUCGAGCAGAGCUGAUAGUGAUCAGGAUGACUAUGAAACCAGAAAAGAGUCGCGCUCUAAGCAGAUGAAGAAAAAGCCAGAAGAGAAUACAUUAGAUGUACUGAGCACUUGGUAUCAAGAUGGAGAAACAGAAAAUAAGCUUGAUGCUGUGGAAAAACAUGGGAGUAGAGGAUAUAGUCGAGCUGAAGAGACUGAGCGAAAGAAAUCAACUUCAAAGUACUCAGAGCACGACAUUGAUGUGGAAAAGCUAUCAGAUAGAGAUUCAAGAGAUUCAGUGAGAAGGGAUAAUAGCCGAGAAAAGGGAUAUGGGUAUGCUGAGCAUGGAAGAAGGAGGAGAUGGGAUGAGCCUGACAACAUUGUGAAAACUGUUGAAUACGGAGAAAAAUCUGAUGUAAAAAGUGGCAAGUCUACUGACCCUAAACUUGAAGGUUCUAGUGAAAGAGAAAGAAGUGAUACUUUGGAAAGCGAAUCAGUUGAUGUUAGAAGCCGAGGUUUUGAGUCAAUGACGGACAAAGGUGUAAAGUUUAAUGACAGAGAGGAGAGACGAGUUGAUUCAGAAAGGAGCAAGAGAGGAAGGUCUGAAUUUCUUGAGGAAGACAGUAAGGGAAGUUUAGCACGUGAAGAUAUAUUGAAUAAAGAGAGAUUUGAGGAGCAUAGACAACCAAGAAAUCCAACUCGAGAUAUUAUUGACGGCUAUGCAAGGUCUUUAAAUGCUGAUGAGGAUGUUAAUACAUGGGUGAGGGACAAAAGUAGGAGAGAUGUAGAUAACUCCAAUAUGUCCAGGACACCUGAGAAGAUUGGAAAGCGUGAAUCAGAUAAUUUUGAGCUGGAUUAUGAAAGAAGCUCUACUUUGAGGAGAAAGGAACUGGGAAAAGAUGGCUCCUGGGAUGAUAGAUCAAAAGGAAGAGAUGAUAGUUGGGGUGACAGGAACAGGGACCGUGACAAUGUUAAAGAUACAUGGAAAAGAAAACAAGACAAGGAAACUAGAGAUAAUGAAACAACCUAUGAUAGCAUCAGGGACUGGGACUUGCCCAGACGUGGUCGUGACAGGAUUGAUGGUCGCAUUGGUGGUAGAAAAGAUGGAAGCAGGACUGAAGCUGUGAAAACCUCAUCAAAGUAUGGAAUAUCAAAUGAGAAUUAUGAUGUGAUUGAAAUUCAAACCAAGCCAUUUGAUUACGGAAGAGAAGAUUCUAGAUCCAUCUUUGCAAGAAAUGGUGAGGCCAUUCAGCAAUCUGACACAAAACUGGCUCCCGAUGGCGAGGAGUUUGCGUAUUCAAGGGAGGAGAGAUCACGAAACACACAUGGAUCUGUACAAACCGGUGAAGAUGGAAAAGAUAGAUUCAUGGAUGGUGGUCUUGCAAUGCAGGAUCCAAAUUCGUGGAGGGACGACGAUGAUUAUCAGGGAGAGAAAUCAAGAGGGCAGAAAGGUGGUUUGUCCAAUCGUGGUAGUGGUGGCUCUGUACCUCCACAUGGAAACCAGGAGACGAGUUCAUUUGGUAGAACUGCCUCACAGGGUGGCAGAGGAAACAGAAUUGGGAGAGUAGGACGGGGUAGGCCUACUGGAAGAGACAGUCAACAGGCUGGCAUUCCAAUACCCUUGGUAGGAUCACCUUUUGGACCACUUGGAUUGCCCCCUCCUGGACCAAUGCAAUCUUUACCUCCUAACAUGUCCCCUGCUCCAGGUCCUAUUUCUCCUGGAGUCUUUAUUCCACAGUUUCAACCCCCAAUUGCAUGGCCAGGAGCUCGCGGUGUUGAGAUGAACAUGCUUGGUGUUCCACCUGGUCUACCACCUGUUCCCCCUGGACCGUUGGGACCUAGAUUCUCCCCUAAUCUAGGAAAUGCACCAAGUGGUCCUUUGGUCUUCAGUCCAGCAGGACCUGGAAGAGGGAUGCCUCCCAGUAUGUCUGCUCCCAAUUUUAAUGUGAUGGCUCCAGUAGGUCGCAGUCAGCAGCAAGAUAAAGCCUCUGGAGGAUGGGUUCCACCUAGAACUAAUGCCCCGCCUGGCAAAGCUCCAUCUAGAGGAGAGCAGAAUGAUUACUCUCAGAACUUUGUUGACACUGGGAUGCGGCCACAGAAUUUUAUUAGGGAGCUGGAGCUCACUAGUGUCGUGGAGGACUAUCCAAAGCUUCGGGAGCUUAUACAAAAAAAAGAUGAGAUUGUUUCCAAAUCUGCUUCACCUCCUAUGUACUACAAAUGUGACCUGAGAGAGCACGUACUUUCUCCAGAGUUCUUUGGGACCAAGUUUGAUGUCAUUCUUGUAGACCCACCAUGGGAGGAAUACGUUCAUCGAGCUCCUGGUGUAACUGACCAUAUGGAGUACUGGACAUUUGAAGAAAUAAUGAAUUUAAAGAUUGAGGCAAUUGCUGAUACUCCAUCUUUCAUUUUCCUCUGGGUUGGUGAUGGUGUUGGCCUAGAGCAAGGCCGACAAUGUCUGAAGAAGUGGGGAUUUCGCAGAUGUGAAGAUAUAUGCUGGGUGAAGACAAAUAAAACAAAUGCAACUCCUGGAUUACGCCAUGAUUCUCAUACUCUGUUUCAACGCUCCAAGGAACAUUGCUUGAUGGGCAUAAAAGGGACUGUACGUCGUAGUACAGAUGGUCAUAUCAUUCAUGCCAACAUUGACACUGAUGUAAUAAUUGCUGAGGAGCCUCCUUAUGGUUCAACUGCAAAGCCUGAGGAUAUGUAUCGAAUCAUUGAGCAUUUUGCUCUUGGCCGAAGAAGACUUGAGCUUUUUGGUGAAGACCAUAAUAUUCGGUCUGGAUGGUUGACAGUCGGUAAAGGAUUGUCCUCAUCGAAUUUUAAUUCUGAGGCAUAUGUCAGGAACUUUUCGGAUAAGGAUGGGAAAGUAUGGUUAGGAGGAGGAGGAAGAAACCCACCACCCGAGGCACCUCAUCUCGUCCUGACAACCCCUGAAAUAGAGGCUCUUCGGCCCAAGUCACCAAUGAAGAACCAGCAGCAAAUGCAACAGCAGCAGUCAGCUUCCAUCUCCCUGACAACGGCUAAUUCCAGCAACAAAAGGCCUACUGGAAAUUCACCUCAAAAUCAUAACGCCCCUAAUCUGAACCAAGAAGCUUCUAGCUCCAACAUUCCGUCUCCAGCUCCAUGGGCUUCUCCAAUGGAAGCAUUUAAGGGACGAGAAGGUGGGCAUCUGCCUUCUGAUGGCCAGAUGUACGAUAUGUAUGGGUACAGUGCACAGUUUGGUCCACCUACUGGAGACUUUUUAGAUUAUGAAUCUCACAGAGGAAUGAAUAUGUUGUAGCAAAAGCUCAAUGUGUAAUUUUUCAUUAUACAACAUUUUUUGCGUUUCUACCUGAUGACAUGCAUAAUGUUAUAGAAUUACGAUUCAGUUCUGAAUGAGGGCAUUGUUGCAUUAAAACGGAGCAGAAGGCGAUCUAGGUAGAGGGGCUACAAGAAGUCCUCAAAUUUUUCGGAGCAAUCCAUCUGGUUUGUUGGUCCAUAAUAUCAAAAUUUUUGUUUUCUGGUUGAUGUUUGCGUAGUGUAGUUCUCUGUGUAUGUAAAGGUUUAUUCUCAUGUGUUGCCAGAUUAUCCUUUUUAGUAAAUUGUUGUUACCUAA
This is a messenger RNA of Sesamum indicum (sesame), 4028 nucleotides long. RefSeq names its product Methyltransferase MT-A70 family protein. Gene Ontology annotation, molecular function: mRNA binding; methyltransferase activity. NCBI's taxonomy places the organism in Eukaryota, Viridiplantae, Streptophyta, Magnoliopsida, Lamiales, Pedaliaceae. Gene Ontology annotation, cellular component: nucleus; RNA N6-methyladenosine methyltransferase complex. Gene Ontology annotation, biological process: mRNA modification; methylation. The record is from RefSeq and is a predicted model, not a curated record.